CAGCAGCCCCAGGGCGGCCCACCGGUGCUGACUGGCCACGUCCGCGGUCCCGUACGCGUCGGCCAGCGGCCGCAGCAGCAGCAGGAGAAAGAAAGCAAGAGGGAGCUCUCGUCCGGCCGCGCGGCAUCUGAUGUGGCCGAUGAGGCCUUCUCUUAACGUUGCUGCGGCAGCAGCAACGUUAAGGACGGGGGCUGAGCGGGCGGAGGGAAGGGCUUCGAGCUGCCGAGGAGAAGAGGUGGGAGAGGCGCGUGGUGAAGAAGCCGACCGCUGGCUGGCUGCUGGAGCCGGGAGCUAUGAGGGCGAGGGCGAGCGCGGGACCGGAGAUGGGGGUGGCUGGGGCUGGGGCGCCAUGUCCAUCUGGGCGGUCAGUGCGGUGGUGGUGAAGAGGAGGAGGAGGAGCAGCGGGAUGGGGGGGCGGGGUGCGGGUCUGCGUUCCUUUUGUGCCCUGCAGGGUCCCGAGCGGGGCGGCGAGCGAGCGAGUGACCACAGAUGACCAGUCUCACUGUGGUUUCUUUCCUUCCCUGGUCGCUUCGUUCUUCCGUCUGGGGGCCGACGACGAUCCGCCGAGCGAAUGUCUGUGGAGAGCUACGAGAUUGCAGUUGAGCAGGUGGAGGGAGGGAGGGAGGGAGGGAGGCCGGGAGGGAGCUCUCUGCGAUGAAGGUGGUGGACGGCACGCGACACAGCACGGGAUCCGGUGGAGUGUCGAGGAAAACGGUGGAGAAGCGAGCCCUUGCAAAGGGCAACGGAAUAUUUUCUCCUGAAUCCAUUUGUGCAUAGACCCGUCACAUAGGGAGGGAGGCAGGGAGGGGAGGUGGGCAGGGGGCAGGGGGCAGGGGAAGCGGGCGCGGGGUGAAGAGGAAGGAGAGCGAAGGUGGGAGGGAGGGAGGCAGGGAGUGGGCGCAACAUGGCCCCGGAUGUCAAUAAUUCGACAGCAGACUCGGGGGUUCUCACUAUUGUCAAUAACGGUAAUCAGAUACCAGCGCAGCCGCUGUGCGUCAGUGCCAAUUUGCAGCCUGUGGAUCAAGGAGGCGGGGUCGAUGGUGGUGGCGGUGGUGCGAGAAAUGGGAGGGAUUACAAGCGGACGAAUUGGACUGUGGGCGAAUGCCUGGUGCUUCAGGCCGCCAAGCGCGAGGAUUACGAGAGACAGACCAAUGGUGGCCCCAAGGAGAAACAUAAAACUGCAGCCGAGCGGUGGCAGGGCGUGGAGGAAUUUUGUUGGACUCAUAAUGUACAGAGAAGUGGCCAGCAAUGCAAGGACCGCUGGGAGAAGAUGAGCGCAGAUUUUAAAAAAAUCUACGAUUAUGAGAAGCACGUCUCGAAUGGUCAGAUGCACUACUGGCAGAUGACUUUGGAAGAGAAGAAAGUUAAGCGACUCCCCAACACUUUCUUUCAGGAAGUCUACAAUGGAUUGUCGCAGUGGUUCACUAGAGGCAGAGGCGCCGACACAGCAAAUGGGAAUCAAGACAAUUUAGGAUCUCUUUUGCGGGAGCCGGAAGCUUCAGCCAAAGCGGGCAGCGUAGGGCGGUUCUCGGGGUCAGAUGAAGCCGAAAGUGAAGAAGCGGCUGCAGAACCGUUAUUAGAAUCUGGCUCCGGAAAAAGACGGAGUACUGAUGGUGAUCUUGCGAGUGGAGAACGAGAGGGAAUUGCUAAUGGCAGAGAGUACAGAAGGACCAACUGGACUUUACCGGAAUCUCUCGUGCUGCAAGGAGCCAAACGCGAAGAUUUGGAGAGGCAGUACAACAGUGGACCUAAGGAGAAGCACUUGUCUGCAACGGAGAGGUGGCAAGCAGUCGAAGAGUACUGUUGGUCACGUGGGGUUUAUCGGAGUGGUCAGCAAUGUAGAGACCGGUGGGAUAAGCUCAGUGCAGAUUUCAAAAAGAUCUCGGAUUACGAGAAACAGAAUGUAAUUGGACAAAAGAGUUACUGGUUAAUGACACCAGAAGAAAAGAAGGCUAAGCGCUUACCAUCGACUUUUUGGGAGAAGUUGUUCUCAUCCAUGAGUGAUUGGUUUGGGAAAAGCAGGAAUAUUGACCUGCGUGUCGUUAUUCAUGAUUCCUCGCAACCUCAACGGCAAGAUGGAGAUGAGGGAUUUUUCGGCACCGAUGAAGAUGAAGACGGCACUGAUCCGGAAAGCGCGCCUGUGUUUGACUCUAGCGUUGAUAAAGAGAGAAAGGUUGAUGGUGAACUUCUCGUUAGUGCUCAUGAUGAAAAGCCCGGUAGAGAUUACAAGAAGACCAACUGGACCUUGGAGGAGUGUAUGGUACUACAGGCAGCCAAGCAGGAUGAUUUUGAGAGGCAAGCUAAGGAGAAGAAUAGGAAGGCAGCUGACCGAUGGCAAGCAGUAGAAGACUUCUGCUUUCGACAAAAUGUGUGUCGCAGUGGUCAGCAAUGCAAGGAUCGGUGGGAGAAAAUGAGUGUAGACUUCAAAAAGAUACACAAUUACCAGAGACACGUGACAGAUGAUACUGCAAACUACUGGACUUUGACAGGAGAAGAAAAGAAGUCCAAAAGACUCCCUCUUACGUUCUGGCAAGAUGUUUUUGUUGCCAUGUCUAAAUGGUUCACAAAAGAUAGGAAUGGUGGAUCUGAAACUAUAGCUCAUGAUUCAGAGGCUCAACAUCAAGAAGAUUCAGGCAGGGCAGGUAGUAAUAAAGACUUGUCAGGCUCAGAUCAAGGUGAUAGUGACCCGGGGAGUGAUCCUUUUGUAGAUUCAAGGUCUCGCAAAAGGCGUAAAGCUUCUGUCAAAAUAAAUGAAUCAUUGGCUGAAAUAAUGGAGAGAAGCAACCUCGCCACCCAGAAGAUUUUAUUGGAGUGCGAAGACCGCAAGGAUCGCAGAUUGGAACGGACUUUGGAAGCCAACGUUAGAAGAUUAGAAAGGACUCUAGAAGCCAACGAGAGAAUCGCCAUCAGUUACUGCCAAGCAUUUGUGUCUCUUGCAGAUGCGAUUAGAUCGGUUGCAGCUACGAAUCCGCAAGGGUAGCAAGCCAUCAUAAUGCCCACGCCGUCAUACGCCUAGCAAUGUACAUACUGUGAAUCUUAUACUUCCGAUAAAGAAGUGUCCGUUGAGCUCUCCUGGCCUUCUCUGCCAUGGGUUUGUUUCACUGAUGGCGUUCUGCGCCCCGGAGUAAUUCUUGAAGGGGAAAGUCUCGUGUGUCCUGCUGGACUGGCAGCAGUAUUUGAUCGCAGUUCUGCAGCUGUAGGAAGAGAUCUGAUUUGCCUGGUGACGUGUGCCGCAUGCUGCAUUGUUGCAUUCAUCGCAGAGUAUCUGGGUGGCUGAUACAUUGGCUAGGGAUUUCGAAGUCCAUGUACUUCUCCUCCCCACUCUGAUUGGACGACGAGUGUUGCAAGAUAUUAAACUACUGGCCAGUAACUUUUGCUCAGAGUACUGCUCAG
Messenger RNA from Marchantia polymorpha subsp. ruderalis, 3393 nucleotides. The record is from the annotation of a GenBank genome assembly. NCBI's taxonomy places the organism in Eukaryota, Viridiplantae, Streptophyta, Marchantiopsida, Marchantiales, Marchantiaceae.